Molecule: messenger RNA, 270 nt
Organism: Penicillium cinerascens
Lineage: Eukaryota; Fungi; Ascomycota; Eurotiomycetes; Eurotiales; Aspergillaceae
Exons: 2
Coding region: 1-270 (89 amino acids)
Source: RefSeq, a predicted model, not a curated record
AUGGCGCCCAAUUCCGCAGCAUACGCACCGAUCGCCGGAAAAGAGACGGGCCCAGAACUCACCUUCAAUGAAAUGUUUCUGAUCCUGGUUGUGUUUGGGCACAUCUGCGUCUUUUACAUUGUGAUAUGGUGGCUUGAGACAAGUAGUGUCGCUGAAGAAAGCAGUGAUCCUCACCAGCGCGAAGACAAUCUCGAAAGCCAGUAUAUCAAGUUGGAGACUAUACCGGCAUCGUCGGGAACGGGUGCCAUCUCCACCGGCAUGCGAGUUUGA